Messenger RNA from Histoplasma mississippiense, 5943 nucleotides. Its product is annotated as nucleolar protein NOP2. Gene Ontology annotation, biological process: maturation of LSU-rRNA; rRNA base methylation; DNA integration. The record is from RefSeq and is a predicted model, not a curated record. Bases 1 to 5943 code for a protein of 1980 amino acids. The transcript is spliced from 6 exons. Gene Ontology annotation, cellular component: nucleolus. Gene Ontology annotation, molecular function: RNA binding; rRNA (cytosine-C5-)-methyltransferase activity; zinc ion binding. Lineage: Eukaryota; Fungi; Ascomycota; Eurotiomycetes; Onygenales; Ajellomycetaceae.
AUGGUUAAUUUGAGAUCGGGUGGAACGCCUGAUUUGACGAAAGAAUACGUGACAACGCGUAGAAGAAGAAAUCCCCAAACGCCAGAGGCACAACAGGAAUCGAACGCAGGUUUACCAACGCCUGCAACCAACAAGGUGACUGCCCCGGGGGCAUUUGAACCUGACGACACAAUCGAAGAGGAAUCGAACGAGUCGAAUAUCGAAUACGAAGACCCGGUUAACGACAACGAAAUGUCAGAUAACGCGGGUGGCCCUAGUAGCCAUGAUGUGAGCGAAGAAACUCGCAUGAGACUGGAGAUCGCGAGACUCCAACAUGAAGUCCAACAAAUGAGAACUGGUAGGGGUCAGGCCUCUACAAGUGAUGAGAACAUCAGUGCAGAUCUAGCAAACUAUCUGCAGAGGAAAGGCAGAACGUCUGCUAUCGUGAAAAUCCUUAAUGAGUUCCGUGAUCAAGUGAGACCCAUAAGGAAGCCAGUUGUACUGACCGGAUCUGGGAACUACCCCAUGUGGAAAGAAGAGAUCCUCCUCGCAGCGAGGCAAUCUGAAACCGAUGACAUCCUUGAUGAGAAGCAAAUAGGCCCUGAUGAUAACGCCAGCACUGAUAUGCAGCGAUUUGGAAAGAACGCAACAUGUGGCUAUACAACUACAUGUGGUCAUCAGUUGCCCCACAGGCAAAAUCUCAUUUUACUAUACCCAAGGAUUGCGAAUUAUCUGCGUAUUCUCUAUGGGUGGGCCUCGUUCAUUAAGAACCGUAUGGACCAAAUUGAGAAAGAUAACGCCCAACCCUUAGAGAGUGAUUUCAUGGCCCUUUGCCGCGAUAUCCUCUUGCGGCUUCCGACAACUGAUGAAUCCAAUGCUGACACGUCUAGGAACCCUACCAACAACGCGCAGGACUCCAAAUCCGACAAGAAGGAUAAGAAGGGCAAGGAUAAGGAUAAGGAGAAGGAGAAGGACCCCAAAUCUGACAAGAAGGGCAGUGAGACACGGACCUGCUUCCAUUGCCAGAAGACCGGUCAUAUCCAGAACGAUUGCUGGAAGAAAUACCCAGAGAAGCGUCCGUCCAAUCCCAACAACGCCAAUAAGGAUAAGGACAAGGGUGAUACCAAUGCUGGCACUGCUCCUGUCCAUAACGUCGUGGAACAAGUAUUCUGUAUGACGGACAAGGCCUACAUGAGCAGCGAAAGACCCACGAGAGAUACCUGGAUUCUAGACUCGGGUGCGGGUGCCCACGCAACACCUCAUAAAGAUCUUGUCGUGGCAAAGCCCCAAAAAUAUACUGUCAAGUUGGAAAUGGCAGAUGGAACGAUAGUGCCUGCCGCAGCGAUAGGCGACACGAAGAUCACCGUUGAAGGGGCGGACAUGCUACUAACUGGCGUCCGCUACGUCCCGAAAUUAGAAGUGAACCUCAUGAGCAUGGGUAAGCUCGUACGCCAGGGCUUUACCUUCAAGCAGUUGGCAUAUGGAAGCAACCACGCCGUGCUCUUUAUGUCCCCAGAUAGAACGUUCUCCUUCACGGCGAAGUUGAACGACAAUGAUAUCUACGAGGUGGAGAAGCCGCCUACCUUCAAGGAUCUAAUUCGAUUCGCCCUGUCCAACGGCAAAUUUGAACCUGUCAACGCGAUGGCGGACGACAGGACUACUGACGCGAUACUGGCGCUGCCCAACAACGACAUAAAGGUUAUAGAACUAACAAUGACACAGUGGCACCAAAAAUUAGGGCAUCUAAAUCCCGCGGAUAUCGCUAGAAUGGCAGCAGAUCCACGCCUAGGAAUGAGAAUCAUCGGCCAACGAGCUUUACCGUUUUGCAAAGUCUGUGUCCAAGCAAAGAUGACACGUCCAACCUUUGCGCCCAUGACGCGAGCUACCAAGCCGGCGAUGAGACUCUUCAUCGACCUAGCAGGGGGUGGAAAAACGCUUUUUGACGGGAACGACCUACCCACUAGGGGGGGUGCUAGCUACUGGCUAGGGAUAACAGAUGACGCUACGAGAUACCGAUGGGCAAUCUUGAUGAUGUCGAAGGGUGAGUCUACCGCGAGAUUAAUGAACUUCAUCACAGGCAUUGAGGCAACUACGCAACGCCGUGUAGGCACCCUACACUGGGAUGGUGGCAGCGAGUUUAAAGGCCAAGAUCUGAAGGCCUACUGCCAGAGCAGAGGAAUUGCGUAUGAAACGACUACGCCUGAUACGCCGCAAUCGAACGGCCCUGCUGAACGCGCCAACAGGAUUGUUGCAGAAAAGACAAGAAGCCUUCUAUUUGAUAGCGGACUAGCUAAGGAAUUGUGGGGUGAGGCGAUGCAAGCCGCGAUCAUGAUGAUCAACACGUCCCCAACGUCAACUAAGAUAUACGGAUGCAAGCAAGUAGUUCCGCUUACGCCAUUUGAGGCAUGGACUGGGGUGCAACCUACUGCCCAUUGGAUACGCAGGUGGGGGUGCAAGGUCUACAAGAAGAACCUAAAGGUUACCAAUAAGCUCGCGGAUAGGACUGACGGCAAGGAAUGGCAGCUAGUUGGCUACCAAGGACUGCACCAAUAUCGUAUCUGGGACCCAAUUGGCCGUCGCCUUGAAAUCGCGCGAGAUGUCGUAUUCGACGAAGGACUAGACAAGGGUGAAACCACGCCUGCGAACGUGGUGAGGCAAUCGAGCGAAUUACCAGAAGAAUUGGACGUACUAGAUGCUGCUGAUGGGUGGCAACACUGCCUCCUGCGACACCUAGCAAAGGUGAAACCUGACGUUUUGAAGAUGAUUGCCAAUGGGGAUCUUGAAGGUGCGAUAGAUCCAACAUACCUUCUAGAUAAUGAGACAGAACUUGUCGAGAAUGAUGAACCAGAAGACCCUGCCAAUGAGGACGAUCCUGUCCUGAGCACCCUAACUGACCGCCCAACUACCGUGGCGGAAGCCAAAAGGAGCCCUGAUUGGGACUACUGGUAUGAGGCGAUGAAGAAAGAGGUCAGCAUGUUUGAGAACAAGCAGACAUAUAUUGUCGUUGAGAAGACCCCAGGCAUGGAUAUCUUAACUGGUAAAUGGGUGUUUGAUCGCAAGUUGAACAAUAAGGGAGAAACAAUCCGGUUUAGAGCUCGCUGGGUGGUUAGGGGAUUCCUCCAACAACAAGGAGUCCACUAUACAAAGUCGUACGCCGCGGUGGUAUCAGGACCCACGUCACGGAGCUUAUUCGCAAUCUCAACGGCAAAGGGGUGGAAGGCAAAGGCGAUCGACUACGUCUCCGCGUUCUUGAACGGCAUACUACCGCAGCACGAGAUGGUAUAUAUGCAACUGCCUACAGGGAUUAAGCACGGCAGGGGGGGCCUGGUUGGCCUGCUCCGCCAGAGCCUUUACGGGAUGAAGCAAGCAGCGAGGGUGUGGUAUUUCCUUGCGACGGAACACCUCACCACUCUAGGAUUCAAAAUCUCGCCGUACGAUGGCGGAUUCUUAUAUCACCCUAUUCGCAAGAUCUACCUGACAUUGCACGUCGAUGACUGUCGGGUAACGGGACCCCAAGAGCAGCAAUUAGACUGGAUAUUGGCAGAGAUUGCUAAAAGGUUUGAGACAAAGGAUGUCGAAGAGAACAAGCCCUACCUUGGAAUGGAAGUCAAACGUCAAAUGAACGGCGACCUAGCGGUUACCCAGAACCGUUAUAUCGAUGAGAUCCUUGAGGAUUUUGGAAUGGACAAGGUCAACCCGGCCAGCACGCCGAUGGCGGCCGGCAUACGCCUAGAAUUCUCACCAGAUGAAGAUAGCGGGUUAGAUGACGAUUUUACUGCUACUAGAUAUCGUCAAGGCUUAGGAUCGCUGCAGUAUUUGGUGUCAAGCAGCAGACCAGAUCUGGCAUUCGCGGUCAACUACCUCUCACGUUUCAACUCGCGUCCGCACAAGGAAUGCUGGGCAUCAUUAAAACACGUCCUACGCUACGUCAAGAAAACGAAGGAUCACGGAAUCCUAUACAAGAAGGAGAUGAUUGGGGGACUCAGUCCUGUCGCGUACAGCGACUCAGAUUGGGCAGGGGCAGACCCCCAAUACAAGUCAACUACAGGUUACAUUAUCCUGCUAAACGGAUCACCAAUCUCGUGGCGGUCGCAACGGCAGACCUCAGUUGCAAAAUCAACCACUGAGGCGGAGUAUAUCGCGGCAAGUGAGGCAGCGUGCGAAGUGAUCUGGCUGAAUGACAUGUUAUUUGAUGCUGGAUUAGUAGAAGGGAAAGCGAAGCUUGAAUAUAUCUACGAUACCCACCUUCAAGAUGGAAAGAAGCGGCGCACGGAGAACAAAAACCACCCCAGACAGGGAAAACAUCCUCAUAAUCCCGGUGUUACGUCCCAGGAGUUUGGAGUCAAAACGGAUGGAAAAAAGGUACUGUCAAAUUCGAUUCCAGAGAAAUUGGUCGAAUCCCGCCUGGCCGCUUCCCAUAGUGGUUUAGAGGGCCUACUACCGCCUAAGUUCGAAAAUCCGGACGGCGUCAGCGAUCAUCGUGAUAACGCUGUAAUAAUUUCACAUCGCUCGGAUAGUGACCGGGGUUUGGAUUCAGCCUUUGACUCUGAAGAGGAUCAGCCGCGCGAGGCCAUCUUCUCGGAAGACGAAGCUAUCUCUUCUACGGAGGCAAAGCUUACUACUGCGAACAUUGAAGAAGUUGUGGAGGAGCAAGCACGAUUAGAACUCAAUGAGUCUGCCAUCCAAUCCAAUAUCGCGGGUCAUACCAUGGAGGUAUUUGAGGAGGAUGGCCAGCCGCAGAAACAGACGGGAAUGGCUCCCGACCUCCAGCUCCUCCGGACUCGCAUUGCAGAGACGACACGCAUACUUGGAGAUCUACCCUCACUCGGAAAGCCCAGCAAAUCCCGAGCAGACUAUACAAACCUUCUCCUUUCCGACAUCUGCAACUACUACGGUUAUACUCCAUUCUUGGCUGAAAAACUGUUCAAGCUUUUCACACCCCGCGAGGCAUUUGCCUUUUUCGAAGCCAACGAAUCUCCACGUCCUGUUGUCAUUAGGACAAACACCCUGCGCACGAAUCGGCGCUCGCUCGCCCAAGCCCUGAUCAACCGCGGUGUCGUCCUUGAACCUGUCGGCAAAUGGUCGAAGGUUGGUUUGCAAAUAUUCGAAUCCGCGAUACCAUUGGGUGCUACACCCGAAUAUCUCGCUGGCCACUACAUCCUCCAAGCUGCCUCGUCUUUCCUUCCCGUCAUGGCGUUGGCUCCGCAGCCAAAUGAGCGAGUUCUCGAUAUGGCCGCUGCGCCCGGCGGUAAAACCACAUACAUAUCAGCGUUGAUGCGAAACACUGGAUGUGUUAUUGCGAAUGACGCAAGUAAACCCCGUGCUAAGGGGUUGAUUGGUAAUAUCCACCGUCUCGGAUGCAAGAACACAAUCAUCUCGAAUCUCGAUGCAAGACAGGCCUUUCCCAAAAUCCUCGGUGGCUUCGAUCGUGUAUUACUUGACGCUCCUUGCUCGGGAACGGGUGUCAUUUCAAAGGAUCCCAACAUCAAAACCUCAAAAUCUGAACGCGAUUUUCUCGCGUUACCGCAUAUGCAAAAGCAGCUCCUCCUGGCCGCAAUAGAUUCAACUAAUCACCUGUCUAAAACAGGUGGUUAUAUCGUGUACUCUACUUGCAGUGUCACAGUAGAAGAGAACGAAGCGGUUGUACAAUAUGCCCUCCGCAAUCGACCAAAUGUCAAGAUCGUGGAUACUGGCUUGGGGAAUUUUGGAACUCCAGGCUUUAAGAGUUACAUGGGGAAAAAGUUCGACGAUAAAAUGUCGCUGUCGAGGCGCUACUUUCCCCAUAGGGAGAACGUAGAUGGUUUCUACGUUUGCAAAUUGAAGAAGACAGGGCCAAGCCCUUCAUCGAACAAAUCGGCAGUUCUACAAAUUCACCCAAGUGUCUAUUCACUAGAUCCCCAGGCAUCGCACGAUUUUAUCAAGGGUCUUGUUUUUGUCAAGUUGUUCUAUGCUGCAAUGGGAUGA